Molecule: messenger RNA, 2529 nt
Organism: Rotaria sordida
Lineage: Eukaryota; Metazoa; Rotifera; Eurotatoria; Philodinida; Philodinidae
Source: the annotation of a GenBank genome assembly
AUGUCUUGUGGUCGUAAUCGUCGUCGACCGAAAGUCUCUUCAACGUUUAAUUCACGAUUGAAUAAUCAAUAUGAAUCUUCGACAGUCAACAUGCAAUCAAUAGAAAAAAUUCAUAAAUUAUCUCACUGUAGAAAAAGUAAUUAUGCAGGAAAUUUGUCAGAACAAACAUCACGGGAAAAUACGAUUGAUUUUGAUCGAUUUCGAAUCUUAGAUGAUCAUGGUAAUGAUGUUACACCACGAGUUAUCACUGAUUAUGUUCGAAUUAACAUAAAAAAUCGUCGUGACGAUGAAAAGUCAACGACAGAAAUAGUAAAUAAACGAGUAAUGGAAAAUCAAGAAUCAUCUGUUUCUGAUAAAAGUAUUCUGGGUAUGACAAAUAUAACAACUUCAACUUCACAUAUGCUUCAUACUGGUACAUUAUUUUCUGCUGGAGAAAAAACGACACUUGAUAUAGGUACAAGAAUUAUAUUGGAAAGUGAAUAUUUACUUAGUCAAACUCAUAAUGAUCGAAUAUCCCGUACUGAUAAUGAACAUGAAGAAUGUCAAGCAAAGUUUUUACCUGGACUUGGUCUGCAAUGGAUUGAUUCAUUGACAGAUAAUGUUUUAUUAAAUGAAACCGAAACUAUCUUUAUUUUGGAUUUGACUAGUUAUAUUGUUUGGCAAGAAGAUAAUGAUGAAUACAAUAAAAUAAAUGAGAAAAAUAAGAUUUACAUGGAUUUAUGUAAAAAUCGACAAGGCAAUGAUUUAUAUAUCGAACGUGGUAUGCAAACAUUUAAUGAUUUACCUAAACAUAAACAAAUUAUUACUGAUGCUGUAUUGACACGAUCACAACAAGCAUGGUCUAAUACAUGGGAUCUAUAUGAUUCCACAGUCGAAGCUAAUCAAUAUGAAGGCAAAAUCUAUCGUCAAUAUGUAAUACAUAAAAAUGAAGAUUUAAAUGAUAAUAAGAUUAAACAUAAUGAAUAUCAAUAUAGUAAUGUAGAAGGAAAACAUUUUUCCGGUGAAUCAUCAAAAACAUUUUCAUCACACAGUUCAUCGACAUUUUUUUCACAAGAAUCUCUAGUAAAGAUGACUUCUUCAAAAAACAAUUGUUUUCAAUUGAAUGAUAGCAAUAAAAAUAAACUACCUGAUAUUGAUGUUGAUGCAUUUAUUAUGGAACGUAUUCUUAAUUUGAGUACAUAUCAUAUAAAACAAGUUGUUUAUCGAGGUAUCAAUACAAAUCUUAAUGUUAAUCGAGACAAUAGUCGAAAUUUGAUAAUGAAAGAUAAUAAUAAUGAAUAUCUUAAUAAAAAUAAUUUAUCAUUGAUCAAAAAUACAAAUCUUAGUCUUGAACGUUUAUGGCAUUAUGCUUGUUAUCUAACACAUAAUCGAAAUGUUUCUUGUUUAUGUUGGAAUGAACAAAAUCAUGAUUUAUUAGCUGUAGGUUAUGGUAAAUUUCAAUAUAAUGAUGAUAAAGAAGAAAAUAUUUAUUAUUUUGAGUUUCCUGAACGUUAUUAUCAAACGGAUGCUGGUGUAACAUCAUUAUCAUUUUCACUCAAAAGUCCAAAUUUAUUAGCUGUUGGUUUAUUCAAUGGUAAUAUAUGUGUGUUUGAUCUUAAUCAAAAUAAUACAUCUCCAAUUAUUGAUACAAAUGAAUAUGAUAAAAAACAUGCAAAUCCUGUUUGGCAAAUAGCAUGGCAUGAACGAGAUCGUUCAUCGGAGAUGAAUAACAUUGAAACAUUAAUAUCAAUUUCAUCUGAUAGUCGUAUUACACAAUGGAUUCUUCGAAAAGAAUUUGAAGCAACUGUUAAUAAACCAGUAAAAUAUUUAGAUUUGAUGCGUUUAAAACCUUAUCAUUUAUCAGAAACGACAUGUCAAAUAUUAAAAACAAAUGAUGAAACAAAUAUUAAUGGAUAUUUUUCAAAUUUUGUUGGUGGUCUUUGUUUUGAUAUUCGUCUGAACGAUAAAACUAUUUAUCUAUGUGGUACUGAUGAAGGACCUAUUCAUCGAUGUUCAACAAUAUAUAAUGAAAAAUAUUUGGAGUCUUACAUAGGUCAUACAGGUCCUGUUUAUAAAGUUCAUUGGUCACCAUUUGCUGAAAAUAUAUUUUUAAGUGCUAGUGCAGAUUGGACAGUUCGAUUAUGGAUGAUUGGAUAUAAUCGAUCAUCUAUGAUAUUUUCAUCAUCAAAUUCAAAAGUGUUUUUUGAUGCUAUUUGGUCACCUAAAUCAUCAACUAUGUUUUGUUGUGUUAGUGAAAAUACAAUUGAAAUAUGGGAUUUAUCUAAGAGCACACUUGAUCCAAUUUGUAUUGCUAAUAGUACAAAUCAACGUACUUUAACAUCAAUUGCUUAUGCUACAGAUUCUGAUUUUCUCUUAGUUGGAACAAAUGAUGGUGCAGUAUGGAUUUAUCAUUUAGAAAAUCUCUCUUCAUCUGCUAAUGCAAAUGAUUUGAUUACGAUCGUUCAACAGAGUCUACUUAGUCAACUUGAUUUCCUUGAAAAAACCGAUCUACAUCGAGAAACUUCUCUGACAUCGACUCAAUCUAAUUGA